UUUCAUAAAUUAUCCAUCAUCUCUCUUCAUCAGUUAUCCAAAUUCCAAACCCAGAAGCUAAAUCAGUUGAUCUUGAUCAGUUAAUACUUAUCUCUCAGCUCAUUUAUUGCAUUUACCGGAAAUCUAGAGAGACAAACGGAUCUGCACCGUUUCGACCUUUUGCGACAGUUUCAGGUUACACAAAUUGAUUUAAUUGGAUCGCCAAACCAAACGGACUCAUCUCUACCACAAACAUGCUGAAUUCAGCUCACACCAAGCUCUAUUUCAUUCUGCUUCUCUGUCUCUCGCUCUCCGCCUCUCUCUGCGCUUCCACUUUCAUUUCAGAUGCUGUAUUUGGAUCUUCGGUUUUGGGUGAGAGGAGGCUCCUUCAAGCUAAGAAAUCAUGCCCUGUGAACUUUGAGUUUCAGAACUACACUAUCAUCACCAGCAAAUGCAAGGGGCCUAAAUACCCACCAAGCUUGUGCUGCUCAGCUUUGAAGGAGUUUGCCUGUCCAUAUGCGGACGAGUUGAAUGACUUGUCCAACGACUGUGCUUCAACCAUGUUCAGCUAUAUCAAUCUCUCCGGGAAGUAUCCACCUGGCCUAUUCGCUAGUGAGUGCCGUGAGGACAAGCUUGGCCUCGUGUGCGACGCAUCAGGGCCGGGAUCUGCACAAGAGAAAUCUGAGGUUAACAGUGGAGUUCAGAUCGAAUACAAGUUGCUGCCUGUGACGGCCCUCCUCCUCGUUCUUUCGCUGCUAUUUGUUUGAUGGUUUGCACGGGCAACUCUGUAUUCUUUUGUUAUAAACUAUUGUGAAAUUCAAAUUACUCCUAGUGUUGAAAGGGAGUUAUAUUUAUACUAAUAUUUUUGUAUUUCACUAA
This is a messenger RNA of Salvia hispanica, 858 nucleotides long. RefSeq names its product GPI-anchored protein LLG1-like. The record is from RefSeq and is a predicted model, not a curated record. Lineage: Eukaryota; Viridiplantae; Streptophyta; Magnoliopsida; Lamiales; Lamiaceae.